Molecule: messenger RNA, 594 nt
Organism: Vitrella brassicaformis
Lineage: Eukaryota; Vitrellaceae
Source: the annotation of a GenBank genome assembly
GUUUAUUCAUCAAGCAUUCAGGAGGAAUAAGAGGGAUGUCGCUAAAGAUGCGGGAGGCCACUGGGAUACCGGACGUGCCGGACGGCAGUUGGGAUGGCGCGGUGACUGGGGUAUCUCGCCAUAAUGGAUCUGAGCCGUGUGAGCUUCCGCCCCCACUCGAAGGCGUCAGCGAAUGACAGGCCGCACCAAAAGCGCCGCUCGGCCGUGUCGUAGGUGUCCAUGACCAGCUGGGUGAUCUGGCAGCCGACGUGGCGCCACAGCCGCUGGGGCAGCGCCGCCACCAAAUGAAGCGACACGAACGAGAAGACGUAGGCGACAACAACAGGCUGAGUGGACAACACACACCACACAGACAGAGAGGCGACAAUGAAGAUGUGACACUGUGUGCUUGUCAGUGGUUCGUUUGGUGGAUCCACUUACAAUCUGGCCGAAGUGAUGAGCAAAGGCCUCCAAAUCUAUGCUGUACGAUGGCGUGGCCUGCUGGUGCUGCUGGUGUUGCUGGUGUUGGCCAUCUGCGUCCACCAUGGCUUCCUCGUUGCCAUGCUCCUCUCCCUCGGCCGCCCGCCUCUGCCGCUUUGAUGCCGACUCACUCAU